This is a messenger RNA of Brachypodium distachyon (stiff brome), 782 nucleotides long. Its product is annotated as mediator of RNA polymerase II transcription subunit 21. Bases 58 to 549 code for a protein of 163 amino acids. Gene Ontology annotation, cellular component: mediator complex. The transcript is spliced from 5 exons. Lineage: Eukaryota; Viridiplantae; Streptophyta; Magnoliopsida; Poales; Poaceae. Gene Ontology annotation, biological process: regulation of transcription by RNA polymerase II. The record is from RefSeq and is a predicted model, not a curated record. Gene Ontology annotation, molecular function: transcription coregulator activity.
UGCGGAGGAGGAAGGAAGAAGAGACAGAAGGAGAGAGGAAUUCAGCCGAGCCAAGCCAUGGACAUCAUCUCGCAGCUGCAGGAGCAGCUCAACGAGAUGGCCAUGGUGGCCGUCAACACCUUCGGCACGCUGCAGCGGGACGCGCCGCCCGUGCGCCUCUCCACCAGCUACCCGGACCCGCUCAACCCGAACCCUAGCCCCGAGGACCCCGCCGCGCCCGCGCCCGGUGCGGCGGCGGCCUCACCGGCGCCGGCGGUACCAGCUCCUCCACCGCAGCCCCAGCCAGCGCUCGACCUCGCCGAGCAACCCAAGGCCAUGAGCCACGCGCUCGUGCUCGCCGCCAAGAAGUUCGAUGCUCUUGUUGCGGCAUUGCCAUUAUCAUCAGAAGAUGAUCAGAUGAAAAGAAUUGAAGAACUCCAGGCAGAGAACGAAGUUUUGGGAUUGGAGCUUCAGAAACAGUUGGAAGCUGCUGAACUGGAAUUGCGACGAGUUGAGACGUUGUUUAAUGAAGCUACAGACAACUGUAUAAAUUUGAAGAAGCCGGAUUAGUAAUAUGCACGCAACUGAACCCAUGUUGGAGGUGUCAUGAAUGCCAACAUUUGCUCUGGUGUUAGCCCCUUGUAGUUGCUAAUGCCGCUCAGCUAGAUUUGUAGAAAAUAUUGUGUUGUUUUAACUUGUGAGCAUUGAUAUUCCAAAAGCACUUGGUGGAUUAGGACUUAAAGUUCCAUGUCGUAACAUACUUUACCCUGAAAUAGUUUCAAUAAUUAAAUUUCUUUCGUGCA